Messenger RNA from Chaetomium strumarium, 2532 nucleotides. RefSeq lists its product as uncharacterized. Lineage: Eukaryota; Fungi; Ascomycota; Sordariomycetes; Sordariales; Chaetomiaceae. Gene Ontology annotation, molecular function: histone acetyltransferase activity. The record is from RefSeq and is a predicted model, not a curated record. Gene Ontology annotation, biological process: regulation of DNA-templated transcription. The coding region runs from base 1 to 2532 and encodes 843 amino acids. Gene Ontology annotation, cellular component: histone acetyltransferase complex; nucleus. The transcript has 2 exons.
AUGGACGAACCCAUCUCGCCGCGGCAGCCCGCGCCAUCGAUUGAGCAGGGCAGCCAGCCGGUCGGUCCCGUCUCUACCUCCCUAAACCACCUCGACAUGCGUGCCGAUCCCGACGCGCAGGCCACCGUCUCGGAUUUUCUCGAUUUCACCGAGUACCUUCCGGCCGAUAUUACGCGCUCCCUGACCCAGAUUGGGAAGCUUGAUGAGAACUACAUCGAUGCAUCGGGUAGUCUGCACGAUCUUACCACUCUCUGGGGUCAACUACCCGACCUCCCACCUGUCGAACGGACCGACCCUGUCGAACUCCGCGCUCAGAUUUCAGAAAACCUCCAUCAUGCCUUGAACUCGCGCGUCUUCUCCCUGGCCGAGGCUCAGCGCAUGGCUGAGAACAUCAACCGUCACUAUGCCCGCGCCAAAACCAUCCUCGGCAAACUCGAGACAAUGCUGGAGAAUUACCCCCCUGCGGAAGAGCAGAAGAGUCCUGUCGCGACCAAAUCGCCGCAAAUGUCACGGGCGCCCAAGAUAGCGAUGCGUGUGGACGGGCAAAAAGUGCGCAGGCAGCGAGUGCCGCGAAUCACGGUUCCAGGGGAGGUACUCGCCCCGUAUGACCUGAACUACGACGCAUACACCACAGGAGAGGACAGUAGCUCUGACGGGGGAGAGGGCGAUGAGGAAGGCCUGUCGAAUAGGCUGACCCCAGCUCCACAUACACGCAUCAAGGUGGUGAAGGCCUCGUCGAGGCCUCCGAAGCCUGGAAGGCCGCCUCGACCGAGGACCUCUGUGGUGCCGUCCAACCUACCGGGAGCUGGGCUGUCGACGAGCGCUGCGAUGGCCCAGCUAGCUCCCCCCCCAGAAAAUGCCGUCAUUGGCGGCCCUGACGCGCCUUGGGGCCAGCUCACUGCAUAUGAACUAGCUAGGCUCAGGAAACGGAUGAAAAAGAAUGCCGCCUGGACUCCGAGUGAUACUAUGGUUGCACGCGAGUUGAGCGCCCUUGGGAGGGGCGUGGAUGCUUUCAAAGCUGCAAAGCAGAAGGCUGAAGCGGAGGGGCGUGUGUUUGAGGGCCAGAUGCCGGUCCCUACCGUGGAUCCGGACACGGGCGAGAGGCGGAUGCCGCUUGGUGCUCUGACCAUGGAGACCCUGACGUCUGACGAGAAGAGCCUGAGUAACCGUGGGAUGAAGCUAAACGAGGCAAAGAAACUCAAGAGAGAGCUUUUGGCCAAGAUGGCUGCGGAGGAGGCUGAGGAGUCUGCCAGGAGAUUCAACGCCAUCGCGCGAACUCUCAUGUCAGACACCACUCAGGCCAGCGUUCAGGACCCUUCCAAGGCGCCCGGUAAGGCGAAAGCACAGCGGAAGCGCAAGAGAGAAUCCGGGCCCGAGGCUGACACCGAAAAGCUGGACACGGCCGAGGGGCAACCCCAGAGAAUCCAGAUUAAGCGCACCAAGACGGAGACUCCCGUCCCUCCGCCAGUCCUGACACCGGGCGGCUCACAGCUGCCUCUCGAGGUCCUGACGCAGCAAAACCAGCGUACGUCAAAUGCCGGCGUGCUGCAAUCGACGACGCCAAUUCCCUUACCGAUUCACGGCCAGGACCCAUCCAUCACGGCAAAGUCGGCCACAUCCGCGGCUUCGGCAGCCUCUCCGGCCAGCAGCUACGCAGGUCCAAGUGGCGCGCCGAGCCUAGCAUCCGUGAAACUGCCUGCUACAGAAACCCCGAUUCCUCCCCCGGUCAUCUCGCCCAGAAAAUCCAUUACGCCCAUCCUGCCUCCUGCGAGGGAAACCCGCAAAGCUCAAGCAGCCAGGGAACAGCAGCAGCUGCUGGAAGCAAGGGCUGCUCAAGUCGUCACGGAUCCCCUAUCCCGCUCGACCCGCUCGGCAAGCCCAGCGAUAGCAGCCAAGCCCGACCCCGAGGCUACCUCAAUGACAACGGUAUCGCGCCCAAGGUCCCGCGGCAAGGCCGCUAGUCAGGAACCGCAGGUUUCUCUAGCAGCAGACCGUCCCCGUCGCGCUAGUACCGCCCGGAACACGCCUGCGCCGGAAGCUGCUGCAACUGCCGCGGCUGGAGCAGCAACCGCGACCGGCGCAGUCGCGGGUGCUCGGCAACCAAGCAAGCGCACAAAGCGACCCGCCCCAGGCAUCAUCAGCCGCACCAACAGCGGCGGUAACAGCGCCGUAGGGCGGCGGAAGGCCGCACCGAGGAAGAAGAGUGCGCGGGCAGCGGCGAACAAGGCGGCUAAAGAUAAAGCGGAUAAUGCCGCGACGGGCGCCGGAGGGGAUGUCCUCGAGGUGGAGGUGGACGACGAAGGGAACCUGAUCGACCCGGACGAAGAGAGAUACUGUCUCUGCAACCGGGUUAGUUUCGGGACAAUGAUUCAGUGCGAUAACGAUAAUUGCGAGCGGGAGUGGUUUCAUCUCGAGUGCGUCGGGCUCCUGGAAAUCCCUGCCCGCACGACGAAGUGGUAUUGUCCUGAUUGCAGGAAGCUGCUGAAUAUCGGCGAGAAGGGGGAGGUCAGUGCCCGCGGGGUAAGGGCCUGA